AAGAAUGAUGCGACCGAAAGAUCUACGCCAGGGCUCUGGCACCAAGACCUUCCUGGAGGCCAUGCACAGUGGUAAAGUUCACCUCGCGCGCUUCAUCCUGGACGCUCUGGACGGACGCAUCAUCAACUCAAAGACGGAGAACAGCCGGACCCCGCUCAUGUACGCCAUCUGCCUGCAAGACCCCGGACCGAGGGUCAAGUUCACCCGGCUGCUGCUGGAGCGAGGUGCCGAGGUCAACUGCCAGGACGAGGACGGACGCACUGCCCUGAGUCAUGCCUGUGAGUUGGGUCACCUGGACGUAGUCAAGGUUCUGGUGCAGUUCAACGCAGACCCGGACAUCUGCGACGUGUGGGGUAACAAUGCUCUCAUGUACUCGGCCUUUUCCGGACACAGCCAAAUUCUGGAGUUCCUGGUGCGGGCUUUCAAAAGACUGGGACUAAGGCUGGACAAGAUCAAUAAUGCCGGCCACACGGCCAGCGAGGUGGCCAACUUCUUUGGUCACAACCAGUGUGUCCAGAUUCUGAACUUUUCCUCUCGGAGAGGUGUUGGCACCGACGAUGCCCUUGCUGCUGAUGUGGCUCCCGCCGCUGACGAAGGAGAGAGACGGCAGCCCAACAGGCUCCCUAAGCACGUUCUGGAGCGGUUCACCAAGCAGCUGACUAGUGAGGACCAUCUGCCAGGGGUUUUUAAGAGGCAGCUGAAGAUAGGAGACAGCAACGCGCUGUGGAGCCGAUUCAUUUCCCCCAAGAGCCAAUCUCCGGAAGAAAACCACCGCCUCAGGGCUCUUCCUCCUCAGGUAGAGAAAAGCCCAACUGAGGGUGAUCAUGGUGUCCUCUUCAGCGCCAAACAGCAGCAAAACUGCCAACUUAGAGAGCUACGAGGAGCUAAAACACUGACUGAGCCAAGCCAGAAGGACGUCAGCCAAGGACGUCCACAGCAAACGCCAGUGAGUUUUCUCCUUUGGGGAAAAGCAAAGUCGUUUAACGUGGACCUACUGAACAGUAGAAAGCAGUCCUAUCAGGGGGACGUGUGCGACGUGAGCCUGCCAGCCAGCAAAUUAAAGAGAGCCUCGCUGCAGGACGAGAGAUGCCUCAUAAACAAGGCGGACUGUCAGGGAAACACUCGGGGCAACGCUGACAAAACGGCGUCAGUGCCAAAGCCUCUUUUAGGCGGCAAGUGCCAGCCUGCGAGAGCGGUCGAGGAGACUGUGAAACCACAGAAAGAAGAGGCUAAUGACGGAGCGUCAUCAGGCAGGAGGGAGCAGCAGAAGAGGGGGAGCUUCGGCCUGAGCGGCAGGCAAAGCAAACUGCUGACUGCCAGAGGAGAGAUGGAGUCAGAGAAAAUCCCCGGACGCACGCCGGGCUUCAUGGGCCUGGGCACCAGGCUGAUGCGUCGAUUCACAGCACCGGAGUUCAUGAGGAUGGUGAUUGACUGCUCGUCGGGCUCCUCCAAAGGCAGAGGCCAGAUGUCUCGCUCGGAAACCUUCCCGCUGUCGCACACGCACCAGCAGGUCAACAGCCAGCCGAGCGUGGACAGCAUCAGCGGAGUCAGGUGUGAGUUUGAGAGCUUCUCGUCUCAGUCGACCCUCGAUUAGAGCGAGGACGAGGUGUCGAGUGACGGAGAAAACACAAAUCCUGAUGAUGCAUCUUUGGUUGCUUUCUUUGGUGAUUAUGUUCUGUUUACCGGGGGGUGAAUAAUACUCCUUUGCAAAUGUUGCAGUUUGUUAUUUUUUCCUAUAUUUCUAAAUAAAAAUGAAAAAGAAAUUGUUCAGUUUUACUAUUCUAUCUAUGAGAUAAAUGAACAUGUCAGUGUGUGAGCUACGGAAAAUAUAAAACAUUUAUAUUAGAUGGAAAUCAGUGUAUUUGAUAUCGCUUCUGUGUUUAUAGGAGACCUUGUUUGUAUUUUUGCUUAAACAUAUUCAGCGACUGC
Molecule: messenger RNA, 1929 nt
Organism: Solea solea (common sole)
Lineage: Eukaryota; Metazoa; Chordata; Actinopteri; Pleuronectiformes; Soleidae
Gene: ankrd63
Product: inversin-A
Exons: 1
Coding region: 5-1594 (529 amino acids)
Molecular function (GO): protein binding
Source: RefSeq, a predicted model, not a curated record